GACUGGCCGCCGCGGGUGCGGGCGGCCCCGCGGUGCGGGCGGUGCGGGCGGGCGCUGUCGCUGCUGGUGCAGGUGUACUGCCCGCUGGAGCGCGGGCCCGCGCACCGCGCCCUGCACGUGUUCGCCUGCGCCGCGCCCGGCUGCGGCCCCGCGCACAGCUGGAAGGUGCUGCGCUCCCAGUACUCGCAGGCGCAGGAGAAGGAAGCCCGAGCCCACCCCGUGCCACAGAAACAAGGAUCAAGCUUUGCUGCAAAGGAUUGGUGUGAGGAGGCGGAUGACUGGGGAGUCAGUGAUGCAGCAGAGCCUCCUGCAUGUGCCUCCCUGCUGGGCUUAGGUGAAGCAGUGAGCAGCUCCUUGUCCAGAGAGCUGGACUGUGCAUCCCAGCUCCAACAGCUUCGCUUGGCUGAGGCUGCAGAGGGCUCAGGUUCCCGGGACACACAUCCUGCAGCCAGUGAGGAAAUGGUAAUGGAAACACCUGGUCCUGCUCCUGUCUUCCAACCCUUUUAUAUUAAUGUGGUGGAUGAGGAAGACUGCAGUGGCUUCCUGGAUACAGACCAUGCAGAUGAGCUACUGAAGGAGUAUCAGCAGAGAGAGGGGCUUGAUUUGGAACAGAUGAUGUCAGAAAGCUUUGCAGGUGAAGGUGGUAAUGAAAAAUAUGAGAAGACUGAAGUCAAAAGCUGGGACCACACGUUUCAUAAAUUUAUGAAAAGAAUAUCUCUGUGUCCUGAACAGAUUCUAAGAUACUCCUGGGGUGGGCAGCCUUUGUUCAUCACGUGUCCUCCAGCCAACAUCAGCAUUCCAGCCUGCAGUACCUGUGGGAGCAGCAGAGUGUUUGAGUUGCAGCUGAUGCCAGCCCUGGUCAGCCUGCUCCAGAGUGACUCAGAUCUGUCAGUGGAAUUUGGAACUGUUAUAGUUUACACAUGUGAGAGAAGCUGUUGGCCAACAAAUCACCAAACACCUCUUGAAGAAUUUAUUUUUGUACAAGAAGACCCAGAUCAGAAAUUAUUUAAAUAAAUUGUAUUUCUCUACAUAGAUGAAAA
Lepidothrix coronata (blue-crowned manakin) is the source of this 1040-nucleotide messenger RNA. It is a transcript of the gene PDCD2L, whose product is annotated as programmed cell death 2 like. The annotation marks the transcript as partial. NCBI's taxonomy places the organism in Eukaryota, Metazoa, Chordata, Aves, Passeriformes, Pipridae. Gene Ontology annotation, cellular component: cytoplasm. The record is from RefSeq and is a predicted model, not a curated record. The transcript is spliced from 6 exons.